AUGGGUUCGAAAACUGUCGAUGCAAAAAUUCCGGUGGUGAAUCUAUUCGGAGAAGCCCUGAAACCUGGUUCCGGCGAUUGGGCGGCGGCUUGCUCCGACGUGAGACGAGCCAUGGAAGGGUACGGCUGCAUGGAAGUGUUGUACGAUGAAUCAUCAGAGGAACUGAGCAGCUCGGUGUUGGAAGCGCUGGAGGAGCUGUUUGAGCUGCCUCAGGAGAUCAAAAUGAAGAACGUGAACCCUAAACCGGCUCACGGCUACAUGGGCAGGCUCUCUGUCCUUCCCAUCCAUGAAGGACUGGGGAUCGAGUAUGCAACUGACAGAGAAGCGUGUGAAGAGUUUACGAAACUUAUGUGGCCGGAAGGAAACCCCCAUUUCUGUGAAGUGGUGCACAGUUAUGCAGUAAUGGUGGCGCAGCUGCAAAAGUUGGUGGUGAGGAUGUUGUUCGAGAGCUAUGGGAUAGGAACGGACAAGUACAAUGCCCACUUCGAUUCCACCACGUACCUUCUACGGCUGUUGAGGUACAGAAGGUCAAAAGGCGAAACAAAUCUUGGGUUCAAGGGCCACACGGACAAGAGCUUCGUCUCCAUUCUUCACCAGAACCAAGUCAAUGGAUUGGAGGUCAGGUUGAAUGACGGCGAAUGGGUCUAUUACCAGCCUUCCUCUCCCUCCUCUUUCGCAGUCGUCGCCGGCGAUGUCAUCAUGGCAUGGAGCAAUGACAGAAUCAAAUCAUGCUACCAUCGAGUAAUGGUCGAGGGAGAAGAGGUAAGAUAUGCAGUGGGACUAUUUUCAUUCCUGACUGCGAUCGUUAUAGCUCCUGAAGAGCUUGUGGAUGAAGAUCAUCCAUUGAUGUACAAGCCAUUCUACAAUCAAGGUCUUCUUGACUUCUAUGUUAAGAACAACUCUCAGAAUAAGGGCGAUACCAAUAUGGUGAAAGCAUAUUGCGGGACUUCUAUGUAG
Molecule: messenger RNA, 957 nt
Organism: Linum trigynum
Lineage: Eukaryota; Viridiplantae; Streptophyta; Magnoliopsida; Malpighiales; Linaceae
Source: the annotation of a GenBank genome assembly